Molecule: messenger RNA, 1395 nt
Organism: Cuscuta europaea
Lineage: Eukaryota; Viridiplantae; Streptophyta; Magnoliopsida; Solanales; Convolvulaceae
Source: the annotation of a GenBank genome assembly
CGCACGUGUGCUGUACCAAUUUCAUCCGUGGCCAACUUGCAUUCACCUCCGCGGCUGUCGUGGCGGAAACUAGGGUUUAACGGCCUGCCCGAUCUCAGAAGUCACAAUCAGCCUUCGCUGCGCUAGACUGGGUUGGGUUGUGGCAUUAUGUUUCCUACCUCAUUUAUCUUCGCCUCCCUCCAGCGUCAGAGCCGCCGGGGCUUCUUUCCCACAAUCUUCUGUCGCCACCACCCUCACAACAGGUUCCUUUCAACCCAAGUGGAAUACCCACUGACACACCCCACUUACGCUAUAUGGGCCGCUAAUACAUCUCUCGGGAAAACUCUCGUCUCUGCUGGCCUAUCCAUAUCCUUCCUCUCGGCUCCAGAUAAGAAAUUCAUUUACCUGAAGCCCUUCCAGACUGGAUUUCCUCUGGAUUCCGACUCCCGCUUUGUUUACCAAAAAUUCACUGAGUUCGUUUCUCUGCACCGUCCUGGAUUCUCUGUUCUUGCUUCUGACCAUGUCCUCCGAGCCUCUGGUCCGGCAUCCCAGGAGCUUUUGAACAAGACUUACGGUGGCGGAUUUGUGAAUCUGGACUGGCACGAAAAGAAGUUGUUGGGGAAUGGGGAUGGAUUGGACGUCCCAGAGCUUGCUUGUAAGACACUGUAUGCCUGGAGAGAGGCUUUAUCACCUCAUGUGGUUGCAGAGAAGGAAGGAGCUCCGGUGGAUGAUAUUGAAUUGUUAGAAAAGCUGAAAGGCUGUUUAAGAGUUAGUUCAGAGACAUGGGUUCACCAGGGUGGAGCAAAUGUGGAUAUGAUGUGUGUGAUUGAGACUGCUGGGGGUGUUGCCAGUCCUGGUCCCUCUGGUUCACUCCAAUGUGACUUGUACCGGCCUUUUCGUUUGCCAGCAAUUCUUGUUGGGGAUGGGAAACUAGGUGGUAUUUCUGCAACAAUUUCUGCAUAUGAGACUCUAAAGCUUCGUGGUUAUGAUGUCGUUGCUAUUGUCCUUGAAGACCAUGGCCUUCUAAACGAGACGUCACUACGUUCAUACUUGAGGGAGAGCAUCCCAGUGCUUGUGCUUCCACCUAUACCGCAAGAAAUGUCGAAUGAUCUUAUGGAAUGGUUUUAUCAAUCCCAGGUUGUCUUCAGUUGUCUUCUGGAAAUAAUGUGCUUAACAUCUCAUAGAAGAAUACAACGACUGCAUUACAUGCCAAAGAAGGGUCGCAAAAUUUUCUGGUGGCCUUUUACCCAACAUAAGCUUAUAUCUGAAGAACAUGUUAUGAUGAUUGAUUCACGCUGUGGUGAGAACUUUGCAGUGCACAAUGUCUGUGGUCUUGCUAAGAAUGUUGAUUCUAUUAUUCCACAAUUUGAUGCUUGUGCAAGUUGGUGGACACAGGGACCUGAUGCUAGUUUGCAG